AUGAGCUUGGAUAUGGACCAUGACAGCUUAGGAGAUCUGAGCCUUUCUCCAGUAAGCCACUGGGACAGCACAGGAUGCAUGGUCAGGUACCAAACUAAUGACAGGACUUUCAAGGAGCUUGUUGGUUUCUGGAUCAACAACCUGUCCAUGCGAGUCCCAAACUCAGUGGUGCUUCCUGUGGGAACCCAUGUGGACUGCUGCCAGGAGGAGGAGGUAGAGAAGAAGAGGCACGACAUCAUGGCCAAGAUCAGAGCCAUGCUGGCAGAGAGAAAAAGCAACCUUGCUCACUUCAUCAACAACCUGGAGGGCAGCAAGGAGCCCGAGUUUUACGUGGACCAGUGGGAGAAGCUGAAGGAGAUGGAGAGCUGCACAUUAACCAUCUUAAACUUAGUUGCUGUCAACUGCAUGGAUCACCAUGAUAUAAAAAAACUUGAGGCCACUAUUCUGAAGCAUGUGAAGAAUGAGGAGCUCUUCCCUGAGGUAGUCCGAGUGCUGCCGCCUGUCUAUAGGCAGGGGGAAGCUGCCAUCGUAGAUAUUGCACAGAGUGAGGAGAUGGCAGACCAUGGCAUGAUGGACCUCCAGUACCUGCUCAGCAAACUCUCCCAGUGCAAGCACCUGGCCAACCUGGGCAGAGAGCUUCUCCAGGACAUCUUGCGGUACCUCCACCGCAUCGGGCUUGUUGUGUGGUACGAGGAAAUCAAGCACCUGGAAAGCACUGUUUUUCUCCAGCCUACCUUCCUAAUAACUAUGUUCAAGCUCCUUGUGAGGUACCGCCUAGUACAGCAGCUUGAGAGCAUCUCUGUAGACACGCUGAUUGGGGAACACGCCACCAUCAGAGACAGAUCCAACUGGGUGUGGACCUUCAAGUCAAAGGCGAUGCUGUGCCACCAGGCCGUGCGUGCCUUGGUGAAGCACCAGCUCUGUUCAGAAGGGAUGCAGGAUGUCUUUGAGGAAAUCAUGGGACAUAGGCUGCACAGAGGGAGAGGGAAGCUCUUCAGCCUCCUGGAGCACUUCGAGCUCUGCCUGGAGGUGAGGCACGCCAAAGCGCUCAACCCACAGGCCAGCGAGUUUGUGCCCGGGAAGCCAUGGGAGACAACACGGGGCCAAGGCGAGUCCUGGUACUUGUUCCCAACCUAUCUGAACCAGACGGAAGAGGUCUCUGAGGUGUGGGGAGGAGAUCACCCUGAGGACCUCCACAUCCGUGCCUACUUCUCACCCGAAAUACCUGAGGGUUUCUUCCAGAGGUUCCUAGUGAAAGCUUGCUCCUUCUAUUCCACACACUGGGUGGCCAAGGCGACCUGCCUGCUCAUAUGCAAUGGCAAACCUCUGCUGAUCAAAGAGAAUAACCAGAGGGCCUACAGCUACCUGGAGCUCCGGUGCAGAAAGCCAGCAGGAAGGACAG
Molecule: messenger RNA, 1402 nt
Organism: Pelecanus crispus (Dalmatian pelican)
Lineage: Eukaryota; Metazoa; Chordata; Aves; Pelecaniformes; Pelecanidae
Source: RefSeq, a predicted model, not a curated record